AUUGCAGUGUGGAAGAAUCAUCACAUGCGGACAGUUACCAACUAUUUCAUAGUGAAUCUUUCUCUGGCUGACAUUCUGGUCACAAUUACUUGUCUUCCAGCAACUUUAGUAGUGGACAUCACAGAAACAUGGUUCUUUGGGCAGCCCCUCUGCAAAGUGAUUCCCUACUUACAGACAGUUUCAGUCUCUGUGUCUGUACUAACACUCAGCUGCAUUGCUUUGGAUCGAUGGUAUGCAAUUUGUCACCCUUUGAUGUUUAAAAGCACAGCCAAGCGAGCAAGGAACAGCAUUAUAAUUAUCUGGAUUGUGUCCUGCAUCAUAAUGAUUCCUCAGGCUAUUGUUAUGGAGUGCAGCAGUGUGUUCCCAGGAUUAGCCAAUAAAACCACCUUGUUCACAGUGUGUGAUGAGCACUGGGGAGCUGAGGUUUACCCCAAAAUGUAUCACACAUGCUUUUUUCUGGUGACAUACAUGGCACCACUGUGUCUUAUGGUGUUGGCCUAUUUGCAAAUCUUUCGAAAGCUGUGGUGUCGCCAGAUCCCAGGAACUUCUUCUGUUGUUCAGAAAAAAUGGAAGCCUCUCCAGUCCUCAGCACAGCCCCGGGGGCUGGGACAAUCAACAAAGUCAAAGAUUAGCGCUGUGGCAGCUGAAAUAAAACAGAUUCGUGCAAGGAGGAAAACAGCACGUAUGCUGAUGGUCGUCCUUCUGGUUUUUGCACUUUGCUAUCUACCAAUUAGCAUCCUCAAUGUCUUGAAAAGGGUUUUUGGGAUGUUUAAUCAUGCCGAUGACAGAGAAACUGUAUACGCCUGGUUCACGUUCUCACACUGGCUCGUAUAUGCAAACAGUGCAGCCAAUCCUAUUAUUUAUAACUUCCUCAGUGGGAAAUUUAGAGAAGAAUUCAAAGCAGCAUUUUCUUGUUGCAUCUUUGGCAUUCGCAGUCACCACGAUGAACGACUCACCAGAGGACAUGCCAGUACAGAGAGUCGGAAAUCCUUGACCACCCAGAUCAGCAAUUUUGAUAACAUUUCAAAACUUUCAGAACACGUUGUAUUGACCAACAUAAACACACUUCCAGCAAAUGGUAUUCCAGCUACACUCAGCCCAUUGAAAUCAGUCGAACUGCAUUUCCACAUACCAGGGAUGAACAUGACUUCAAAUUUAGAUGAAGCUGUGAGGGUUUCUGCAGAAGACACUGGCAACAAAGAGAAAGUGGAGUGGGACAAAUUUCUCCCUAGCAUAACUAAACUUACCUCAAUGGAGUUACAGCAAGGAUGACUUUGGCCAAUACGUGUAAGACCACCAGAAGAUUUCACAUGCUUUUAGCUGCGUUACAGACUACAACAACUGGACAAAAGGAUUCUUUCAAAAUGACUGCCUCUCCUAUUUCUUCUCAGUCUUACAGAAACCUACUUACCUCAGUAUGAGCUGAAGAACAUGUCUUUGCAAGUCUUUUUAAGGAUUGGAUUGUAUAAUACUUUGUAAAUACUGUAGAUAUUUAUUUUUAUAUAUUUUAGAUGCUGUGGAAUGUUCUAAAAUUUACCAUAUAAAGAACUCUUAAGUAUUUG
Messenger RNA from Eurypyga helias (sunbittern), 1562 nucleotides. Its product is annotated as orexin receptor type 2-like. The transcript is spliced from 7 exons. Lineage: Eukaryota; Metazoa; Chordata; Aves; Eurypygiformes; Eurypygidae. The record is from RefSeq and is a predicted model, not a curated record. Gene Ontology annotation, molecular function: orexin receptor activity. Bases 25 to 1272 code for a protein of 415 amino acids. Gene Ontology annotation, biological process: G protein-coupled receptor signaling pathway; circadian sleep/wake cycle process; feeding behavior. Gene Ontology annotation, cellular component: membrane.